This is a messenger RNA of Acaulospora morrowiae, 435 nucleotides long. Lineage: Eukaryota; Fungi; Glomeromycota; Glomeromycetes; Diversisporales; Acaulosporaceae. The record is from the annotation of a GenBank genome assembly.
AUGGAAGAAAAGUCAAGUAGCAAUAAGAAACGAAAGAUUGAAGAUGAAUCUAAAACUGAAAAAGAAAAUCCAUCACAUGACUCGGAAUCGUUACGUGAUGAAGGUGUAGAAAAGAAGAAAUCAUUGUCUGAUAAUGAGAUGACCAAGCGGAUGCUUCAAUGCAAUAAGUCCUACGAACUCAGCAAUCUUGUUGAUGAAAUUGCAUUUCAAAGAAUCAAGAUCGAAGAUGAAAAUUAUAAUGAAUUUUUAAAAAAACUUCUUCGUUUUUAUGAAAUUAAACGUACUAUACUAAAUGAAAGUGAGAAAGAGCUUCCGAAGAAAAAAACAGCUCAAGACUAUGAAUGGUUGUCAAAUGUUCAUCAGGGACCUUUGAAAGGCGUGAAUUUUGAGAUCUAUAAGAUUCGAAAAUUGCUAAGUUCAAAUUCUGAUGUUUAA